AAAUCUUCCAGACAGAGAGUGAAACACACUAUUAGUCUUGUGAGAUUAAUGAAAUUUUUUUUCCGUUCGAAAUAGAGAGAGAAACACACAAGCACUCUUCCUAUGGCCACUAAAGUCUAUAUUGUUUACUACUCGAUGUACGGACAUGUUGCGACACUAGCAGAAGAAAUAAAGAAAGGAGCUGCAUCUGUGGAAGGAGUUGAGGCAAAACUAUGGCAGGUGCCCGAAACAUUGCCUGAGGAGGUUCUUGGAAAAUUGUCUGCCCCACCAAAGAGUGAUGUGCCAUACAUAACACCAGAUGAGCUUGGUGAGGCAGAUGGGCUUAUUUUUGGUUUCCCCACUAGAUUUGGAAUGAUGGCUGCCCAAUUCAAAGCAUUUCUGGAUUCAACUGGUGGUCUAUGGCACACCCAAAAGCUCUCUGGAAAGCCCGCGGGCCUUUUCUACAGCACUGGUUCUCAGGGAGGCGGUCAAGAGACUACCGCAUUAACAGCCAUUACUCAGCUCGUUCACCACGGCAUGAUCUUUGUGCCGAUUGGCUACACAUUUGGAGCUGGAAUGUUUGAGAUGGAGAAGGUGAAAGAUGGUAGUCCCUACGGUGCAGGAACUUAUGCAGGGGAUGGCUCUAGACAGCCUUCGGAGCUCGAACUUGAGCAAGCUUUCCACCAGGGAAAAUACAUUGCUGGCAUUGGUAAGAAACUCAAGGGAUCUGCUUAACAGUUCACUAAUAGUCACCAUACGAUUCUACUUCCCAGCAUUGAAUAAUGGUCGCAAUUUCCCUUUUUUCUUCAGCGUUUUUGUUUCAACCAUGUCAAUGAAAAUAAGUAGCUUAGUUUUCCUAAGCGUACAUCGUUUUUCAGAAACAUUAGUCACGUCUGUGUUAUUGUUGGUUUUGUAACUUCCUCCUUGUAUCAAAUUGUACACUCCAGAAAUGUGAUCCAUGCAUUGUUUC
This is a messenger RNA of Rhododendron vialii, 949 nucleotides long. Its product is annotated as probable NAD(P)H dehydrogenase (quinone) FQR1-like 1. NCBI's taxonomy places the organism in Eukaryota, Viridiplantae, Streptophyta, Magnoliopsida, Ericales, Ericaceae. The transcript is spliced from 4 exons. The coding region runs from base 103 to 714 and encodes 203 amino acids. The record is from RefSeq and is a predicted model, not a curated record. Gene Ontology annotation, molecular function: FMN binding; NAD(P)H dehydrogenase (quinone) activity.